AUGGAUCAUCCGGUUCCAGUGAUUGUUGUGUCUGGUAACUGGGCAAAGAAACAAAAAUAUGUAUUUAACACUGACGAUAGAGGUUGUAGAAUUGUGCAAAUAGAUGCGGAAACAACGCACGAGAAGCUAGUGAAAUUGGUUCUUGAUGACUACGGACUGCAUCAACUCAGCCACAAGCCACGACUUUGUGUUGAGUUCGCGAAGUUGAAGGACAGAUCGAAUUCAAGGACGAAACGGCCACGCAGUUUGGCUUCAGAAGUAGAAUAUACAUAUGAAGACGCAAGAGGAUUUGAUGAGGAUGAAGAAGAAGAUGACGAGUUUUCAACCCGAUUUGACGUAUUCGACGACUCCGAUGGUGCGUCAUCUGACGAUGAUAACUUUACUAUCUACGGCGAGCGUGAGGAGAAAGAUGAAGAUUUACCGGCUGCUACUCAAAACAGAGGUCAUUACUUUGGCAAAGUAGAAUCGAUUGGGAACUCGGAGUCUUUAACGGUGGAGAUGGCUAAGCUAAACCUCGUCGUAGGACAACGAUACGCGAACAAAGACGAGUUGGAGAAACGAGUGAAACUUCUUGCAGUGAGAGAUGGAUUUGAUUUUUCAGUACCAAAAUCAAAUACGACUAUAGUGAAUAUUAAGUGCUGGGUUGAAGGAUGUCUUUGGAGAGUUCGUGCAUCUCAAGAAGGAGAUCAGCCUGGUUUUGUUGUUUGUAUAUACGAUUCGAUGGAUUAUUGGAAGUCAUACAAGACGCUAAGGUUUGCAAGACAGAUCGAUAUGGGAACUCCUGAGGGAAGUUUUGGAGAAUUGCCUUCCUACCUAUACACGAUAAGACGGGCAAAUCCGGGUACAAUAACGCGUCUUCAAAUUGACGAGUGUGACAGAUUCAAGUAUGUCUUCAUUGCUUUUGGUGCGAGUGUUGCUGGUUACAAAGGGACGCUUCUAACAGCCCUAGCUCAGGAUGGAAAUUUCCAAAUUUUCCCAAUAGCUUUCGCAGUUGUUGACACUGAAAAUGAUGAUUCUUGGCGUUGGUUUUUUACACAACUCAAAGUUGCUAUUCCAGACGAGAGGAAUCUUGCGAUCAUCUCGGACAGACAUAAGUCAAUAGGGAAAGCAAUUGGUGAAGUGUAUCCGUUGGCUUCUCGUGGAAUUUGCACUUAUCAUUUGUACAAGAACAUAUUGGUGAAGUUCAAAGGGAAACAUUUGUUCCCACUUGUGAAAAAAGCGGCUAGGUGUUUUCGGAUGGCUGAUUUUACAGAAGCAUUCAAUGAGAUUGAAGCGCUUCAUCCUGAACUACAUGGAUAUCUCGAAAGAGCUGGGGUGCAAAUGUGGGCGCGUGUUCAUUUCCCGGGUGAAAGGUACAACCUAAUGACUUCGAACAUUGCGGAAUCUAUGAACAAAGCACUAUCAAAUUGUAGAAGUCUUCCCAUAGGUCGUGUAACUGCAUCAAGACUUUUUGAAGUACAACCGAUUGAUGCUUUACGUGUACAAGUACAAUAUGGGACAUCUUUGCAUGCUGUAAAUUUGGAUGCAAAAAGAUGUACAUGCCGCCGUUUCGAGCACGAGAAAAUACCAUGCGUCCAUGCAAUCGCAGCUGCAGAGCAUAUGGGUGUGUCUCGUAUUUCACUGGCCGAUCCGAACUACCGGAGCAAUUAUUUGGUUAACGCGUACGCUGAUUCAAUCUCACCUCCGGAUACUGCACUCUCGGUUCCUGAAAUUGUAACUAACCAACCGUGCGUGCCUCCGAUCGUUGCAACCCAGCCAGGAAGGCCGAAGAAAAGCAGGAUUAAAUCAACUGUGAAAAUUGCACUUGAGAAUAAACGCCCGAGGAAACCACACGCAUGUUCUCGAUGUAAAGAAGUUGGGCAUAAUGCAAAAACUUGUCGGAAGUAG
Messenger RNA from Capsella rubella, 1887 nucleotides. RefSeq lists its product as uncharacterized. Bases 1 to 1887 code for a protein of 628 amino acids. Lineage: Eukaryota; Viridiplantae; Streptophyta; Magnoliopsida; Brassicales; Brassicaceae. The transcript has 6 exons. The record is from RefSeq and is a predicted model, not a curated record. Gene Ontology annotation, molecular function: zinc ion binding.